GUAUUCUAUGUGGAUUGUUUUGGGCUUUGGAGUGCUUGUGCUGCCUCCUUUUCCCGUUUCUAUGCUUCAAAGUUCCGUGAAGUUUGUUGUUUUAUGUUUGCGUCAUUCUAGUGUAUAUGAUUCUAUCCUUGUACGUUGAAUUUUAUCAUUUAAAAAUAAUUUAUUUGUCGUUAUGUUGUGAUAAUUUUUAUUACUUUAAAUGCGUAAAUUUGGUUUAACACAGUGUAAUGAGUAAUAUUGACUUUGAAAUGUGAUAUGAUAGUGCCUUCUAAGUUUUUGAGUAACAUCAAAGUUGGCUAAGUUUAACAAAGUGAUAGUAUUUUCUUUAUUUUAAUCCAGAUAUAUUAUGUGUAUGCACAUUGUGUUUGUAUGGAUUACGUGAUCAUUAUUUAACAGGUUAACUUCAUGCGGUGACACGCGACACGACGCGACGCGAUGGACGCGGCCGACAAGCGUAUGCUAGAGCGCGAAGCGCUCCGCAACAUGAUCCAGCAGUGGAACGCUAACCGUCUCGACCUGUUCGAGCUUAGCGAACCAAAUGAGAACUUGGAGUUUCAUGGUGUGAUGCGGUUUUAUUUUCAAGAUUCCGGACAAAAGAUCGCAACGAAGUGCAUACGUGUUGCGUCCGAUGCUACAGUCAGCGAUGUCAUAGAGACGCUCAUCGAGAAGUUCCGUCCAGACAUGCGAAUGUUGUCACUUGGCUCGUAUUCGCUAUGGGAGACCCACGGGCCGGACGACGAGCGGCGGUUGGAACCGCACGAGAAGCCGCUAUUGGUGCAACUCAAUUGGCAUGCUGAUGAUCGCGAAGGACGUUUUCUGCUUAAGUGUCUUAGUAACAACGAGGUGCCUUUAACGUCAGUCAAUGAAAAAGGGGAUCAAAAUUUUAAACGGAAAUUGUCUAAACGGGAGAAGAAGGAACUAAGAAAGAAGGAGAAACUGUCAAGAUUAAAAUCUGAUACCAAUAAUGAAAAUCGGCCAGUUGCUGAAAAACUUUACACAGAGUUGCCCGAAACAUCAUUCACACGCAGCAUUAGCAACCCCGAAGCUGUGAUGCGUCGUCGGCGGCAGCAGAAGUUGGAGCGAAAAUUGCAACAGUUUCGCUCAAAAGAUGGCGGGCCCGAUACUGGUGGUACGCUGAAAAUCUACGGUUCGUCGCUAUGUCCGGACGUGCCGUACAAGACAUUGUUGCUAUCUGUAGGCGAAACUGCCGCGACCGUGGUGCGGGAGAUGCUCGAUAAAUAUGGACUCUCCAGGCAGGACCCGCAGCAAUUCUGCAUUGUUCAGGUUGACGCGGCCGAUAACUCCGAGUACAUCCUGGAGGACGACGAGUGCCCACUUGCGAUUGUAAUGACGCAUCCUCACCGCAGCUCCAUCAUGUUCCACGUGCGGCGGCGGCCGGCGGACGCGCAGCCGCGGCGGCGCAAGAAAAAAGCGGGCGGCUCCAUAGGCAGCGGCGGGCGACCCGGCAACGAGCCCGUGCUGCUAGAGGUCGCCACCGACGGUACCGCCCUCGAGAACGGCCGCCGGAUACGCAUCACAGAUGUCGUUGAGGUGGGAUCUGGCAACGGAACAACACUUCAAUUAUACGGGCCGUCAAUUCAGCCUCGGCACUGCGUGGUGACCACCGGGGAAGGUGGCGGCUACACUGUGACGCCACUUCAUGCCGAUGCACACGUGUACGUGAAUGGACGGCGUAUAAUGCACACGCAGCGGUUGCAGCACGGGUGCCUGUUAAAAUUCGGACGCGUCUCAACUUUCCGAUUCUUGGACCCGGCGCAAGAAAAUUUCCUGAACAGAAAUCUUUCACAAUCACAGCACUUCGGUUCCGGCUCCAUAUACGAUAGAUCGCCGACGUCUCCGGAGAGCGGCGCGAUGUCGCCCACGUCGAUGACGUCACACCAGCCCGACCUGGUCGACUCGAACGCGAACACCACCGACAAUGAUUAUCCGCGGACCAUGAGCCCGGUCUCGCACGACACCUACUACCGGGAGGGGAACGAGCCCAUGUCGCCAUACAACAACAACACGCUGAAACUCGACAACGAGUCGCUCAGAAUGUCGCAGCAUCUGAACGAAUCGAAAGACGAUUACAUAAGGGACGAACAUACCGGCUCGGUGUACAACGAUCCCGAGCAGAAUCCGGCCAAUCGCACAGCCAACUCUCAAUACAAAGACAACUACGAGACCACUUUCGAUUUGGACGGAAACGUUGAGACGAAAAGCAUCUGCAGCGCCAAGAGUGGCGGCUCGGGACAUGAUAACAGGAUGAGUGGCAGCGUGAGCAGCGCCGCGCGGCCCGGGCAGGAGGCGAUCCUGCCGGCGGUGCUGGAGUUCCCCGAGGCGGGGCAGGCACAGUUCCUCGCCGCCGUCAUCACGCGCCUUGACCCGCACGCGCCCGCCUUCAAGCUUGCGCCUGUCUACACGCUCUACCUCUGCGCUAGAUAUCGUGCUUCAACGCACUACCGGCCUGAGCUGACGCCCACGGAGCGAGCCCAUAAGCUAACUGCGUUCUUGCAUCACGUCGCUAUGCUUAUUCACACUACAGUUCAGGAGCGAUGUACCGACUCAGCUGCGCAAGCAUUCUGGAUGGCCAACGCCAGUGAACUGUUACAUUUCUUGAAGUGUGAUAGACAUAUAUCUUCCUUCUCUACGCAAGCUCAAGAACUUUUACCUACAACUGUACAAAACGCUUUCAGCAAUCUAGUGACGUGCUUCCAAGAGGAACUGUCCCGCGCUCUGGCGACGCUGACGACGCUGCCGGCGGGCGGCGGCGCGGACGCGGCCGACGCCACCGAAGCCACGGCGCCCACGCUGCAGGCGCUCGCCACCGCCAUGGUGCUGCUGCGCCGCUGCCGCGUCAACGCCGCCCUCACCAUACAGCUCUUCUCGCAUCUCUUCCAUUACAUCAACGCCGUUUGUUUCAACAAGCUGGUGCGCGAGGCGGGCGGCGCUGGUGGUGCUGGUGGUGCUGGCGGUGCUGGCGGUGCUGGCGGCGCUCGGUGGGGCGCGGCUCUGGCGGCGCGGCUGGCGCUGCUGGCCGCCUGGGCCGAGCGCCAGGGGCUCGAGCUCGCCGCCGACUGCCAUCUCGCGCGCACGCACCAGGCCGCGCGGCUGAUCCAGGGCACGUACCGCACGGCGGAGGAGGUGCGCGCGGCGCUGGCGGCGUGCUGCAAGCUGAACUCGGCGCAGGUGCGCGCGCUGCUGGCGCCGCUCGUGGCCGCCGACGUGCUGCACGCCGCCGUCGACCACGCGCGCGCGCUCGCCGACGAGCUCGCGCGCGCCGACGGCCGCGAGAUCGAGCUGGAGGAGAGCGCGUGGCUGGGCGCGGCGCUGCUGAUCCCGGGCGACGGGUUCAGCGCGGAGGUGGUGCGCGGCGUGCCGCCCGGGCUGUCGGAGUUCGUGGCGCCGCUGCAGCGCGGCGGGCUGUGCCGCCUGGCGCUGCAGCCGCACGCGCUCGGCGUGUGGACCGUGUACAUGCACGGCUACGGCGCCGCGCCGCGCCGCCCGCCCGACCCGCGCCUGCACAUCAUACAGCUGCACAAGAACGCCAACGGCAUGGGGCUCAGCAUCGUCGCCGCCAAGGGCGCUGGGCAGAGUAAGCUGGGCAUCUACAUAAAGUCGGUGGUGCCGGGUGGCGCAGCCGCCGCCGACGGUCGCCUCGCCGCCGGCGACCAGCUUCUCUCCGUCGACGGACAGUCGCUCGUCGGUAUCACGCAAGAGAAGGCAGCUGAAUACUUAGUGCGGACUGGUCCGACCGUGACGCUCGAAAUCGCGAAACAAGGCGCCGUACUCCACGGUCUAGCUACACUUCUACACCAACCUGCUUAUAACCAGAAACAAGGCGCAGGCGCCGGAGGCAGUGUAGGCGGCGUGGGCGGCGUGGGCGGCGUGGGCGGCGCGGUGCGGCGGGCGUCGGAGCGCGACCUGCCGGCGCGGCUGGCGGCCGAGCCCGUGAAGCCCAGCAAGAGCACGCCCGCGCUGCACCACGUGGCCUCGCCGCCGCCACCGCACCCGCACACGCACCCGCACCCGCACCCGCACCCGCACCACGCCUCCAGCGCAACAAUGAGCCCCGUGCCGUCGGUGAGCUCGGCGAGCGCGGCGGGCGCGGGCGGGCCCGGUAGCGCGGGCGGCGCGUGGUCGAGCAAGUCUCGCAGCAGCCACAACCUGUCGGCGCCGCAGCACGACACCUUCUACCAGAACCUGUCCGCCGUGCAGGCGCACCACCACCCCUACCACGUGCACCCGCCCUCGCUGCAGGACAGGUGGUCAUCACUGCGCAGUUCGACAGGCAGCAAUCGGCCGCAGUCCGCGCACUACUCGGCCGCAUCCGACCAUCCUCCUGACUCGCCAAUACAUCAGAACAACCAAGCGAUGACUGCACGUUCCGCGAAACUUGCCGAAAUGUCAGAGGAGGUCACAAGACGGCAACAGCAGCAACAACAGUUACAACAGCAGCAGCUACAACAUCAACAGUUACAACAACAGCAGCAGCUACAGCAACAUCAACAAUUACAGCAACAACAGCAGCUACAACAACAAGAACAAUUGCACCAACAACAGCAGCUACAACAACAACAACAACAACUGCACCAACAACAGCAGCUACAACAACAACAGCAGCUACAACAACAACAGCAGCUUCAACAACAACAGCAGCUUCAACAACAACAACAAACGCAGCUACAACAACAACUGCAGUAUUCGACUAUGCCACAAAAACCACCGCCUAACAUGUCUCACCAGCAUCCGAAUCUUCAUAAUCAUCAGCAGAUGUCUAAUCAAAUUCCAAUGCAUGUACACACAUCACAGCAGAUCCACCACGCGGGACAACCGUCCCCACAGCAGACGUAUCACAAUCAGCACGGCCCUGCGCAAAGAUAUGAAUGGCAUCCUCCUGGACCACCGUCGCCACAGAGGUCUCAGCCGCCUGUUGCUCCGAAACCACAGGGUAUAAGACGAGACACGGAGAUGGAAGAACAGCAUCUGCAGAAUAUGCAGUCGCCACAGGCAAACACAACAGUACAGCCUGAUGAUGAGCGGUACGUGGCGAGCGCGUUGGAGCCGCCAGCAGUGUCGGUGUACCCGGCGACCGGCGCGGCCGGCGUGGUCGGCGCGAGUGGCGGCGGCGCACGCUCGCCGGCCGCGCACAACCCCUGGCAGCGCGAGGAGCGCGAGCGGCAGGCGGCCGCACGCCGCGCCGCCAACAGGGCGCGCAGGGAUGCGACGAUCAUGUCGCUGCUGUCGCUGGGCGCGGCGCGGUCGCCGGUGCAGAACCAGCAGCUGCGCGCGCUGCAGCUCGAGCGGGACUUCGAGCGCCGCGCCACCAUGCACCAGCAGGAGGAGGGUGGCAACACAGAGGGCGCCCUCGAGGACGAGUCCCGCGAUUCGUCCGAGGAGGAGGCGCCGCCCCCCGCCGCCGACUACGAGCCGCGCCCGCCGCCGCCCAAGUCCAUACUCAAGACCAACCCGAGGCCAGAAAUUUCGAACGGAUAUGCACAUGAAAUGACGAGCGCCGAGGAGAGAGUGUCGGAGGUGGCGGGCGGCGUGUCGGCGCUGUCGGUGUCGGCGCCGGUGCCGCCCGCGCCGCCGUCGCGCGGCUCCUCGUUCGCGGUGAUGGCGGGCCGCGCCAGGCACCUCGACGCACCAGCCGACACCACCCAUGCCGCACACGCCGCACACGCCGCACACGCCGCACACGCGCCGCAACCGCCGCCGGCGCAACAUCCACCGCCGCAAUCGCCCGGGUCGCAGCGGGACAAGCGCGUGUCGUUCCACGAGCGGGCGGCGUCGUCCCCGGCGGCGAGCCCCGCGCCCGCGCCGCCCGCGCCGCCCGCCAGCUCGCCGCCGCCGCUGCACGACGCGCCGCACAGGGAAGAUCCCGACCGUUUCAUCGAGGAAGCGGAAAGCUUGCUGCAGCUGCCGUCGCCAACGACGCCGACGCCGUCAGCCGCCGCCGCACAUGGCCACACGCCCGGCGUCAUCGGCGCGCAGGAGGUCUACCGAGACCCGCGUGCGCGACGUCUAGCCGAGCAGCAGGCGCGCGCCACCACCACGCCCAUACCAGAACAACUCUCUUUUAAGGAAAAGAUGAAAAUGUUCGCACUAGAGUCGGGCGAAAGCUCCACGCCCAAAGAUAAGGUAAAAAUAUCGCGCGCACAGCGGGACAUUGAUGCAGUACAUUAACGACCUCUCAGCUGUUAUUUAUUAAAACAGAUUAUAUUGCUAUGUUAUUCACUGGACUUUAAAAUAUUCUUUAAAUUCAGUAUUAUAAUAUGGUAUAAACACAACUAUGAAUUGUUAUUAAUGAUACAGAAAGUAGACGAUAUAUCGAUACAACCCUUAUGAAAACAUCCGUCUUUUGAAAGUUGAGAACAGCGAAGCGGAAUCGCAAGAGCUUUUUUACUAAUGACAUAUAUUCACAAGCGUGGUCCACGGAUAUGCCUUCACUGAAAUAUAGCACCAAUUUUACAUGUCAAUCUAGAUGAUAAGCACUCGGUCAAACGGAUAAUAAUAUAUUUUUAUGGUAAUGGAUUUUAAUGGACGUUUACGUGUCGCCUUAGCAGCUAGUGCAAUGAGUUUAUUGUGACAACAUAUUGAUGCUAACGAUAAAUUAUUAUUUGGUUAUAUUCCAAAAUGAAAUAUAUUUUAAUUAUAUUGUGUACGGACGGACAUAUUGACGGCACGUUCGAAACUGUAAUUUAAUUUUUCUAAAUUACGUGCCAUUAUAAUACUAUGUGUAAACAGUAUCAUUUUUAUACUUAUGAUAGAAAUUUAUUGUUAGAGAAGACCAAUAUAAUGAUUCCCAAGUCGGCGGGUGCCUUUUUGAGUACCUUAGUUAAUAUUAUUACAUAUCCUACGUGAUUCCUAAACUGUGCUGUCCAACUAUAUUUUUUAUUCAUGUCUACUUACAUCUAUAAGCUUCGUUACAUUCCAAAGAGUAUUUAUUUCUUAAUUUGAAUUGCUAUAUUAAGAAUCAUUCCUAUAAAUCUUCUGGAAUCCAUUCGUUAUGUGUAUAACACAGUGUUUAUGACGUUUAUACUCUUAGUAACAUUUUAUAUUUCAUACUAUAUUUGACUUUCAACAAAAAGCAAUAAAUCAUUGUGAAGCCUUUGUUGUAUAUAAUAAUUUAAUGUUAAAAUAUAAGCACAUCUUUGUGCCAAAACGUAUCCCCUUGUGGCAAAGUGAGCGUUCACGGAUUACUCCCUACUUAACGGCAUCCACAAUUUUAAGGUCACAACACUGGAUAGCUUGAACUCGACGUUGAUUUCUGGAAUGUAUGAAUGUCGACUUGUUGCAAUUUCCUGAGGGUCGAGUUCGUGCUAACUGGUCGCUAAGCAAUUUUAUAUAGUGAACAUCUUAAGGCACCAAUUAUUUUAUUGUAUAUACUGUAGGUAGUGAAAUCCCUAUAAUUAUUACAAGGUUUUAUAUACCUGUUUGUAUAUGUAAAUGUUUAUUUAAAGAUUAAAAUUAUAUCCAGAGUUUAAUGUGGAGAGGAGACGUGGCCUACUUGGAUAAAUUAGUUUAGUUCCUGGGGGAUAUUUUAACAUUUUCCCAGUAUUCACCCAACGAUAGUCAAUUAGCAAGAGAUUGAGAUUUAUUUGUAGAAUGGAAUAUUUUUAUGGUAUUACAAUGUAUGUAAAUACACUUGAACAAUUAGGUCUAUAGCUUCAAUUUAUUAUACAAUUGUAAUUCGAAUAGUUUAUACAAACUACUUGAUAUCUGUAUUGCUAUUAACAGUAAAAAUUGUAUUUCAACUCUUAAAAUAAAUAAAAUAACAAGA
Galleria mellonella (greater wax moth) is the source of this 7783-nucleotide messenger RNA. RefSeq names its product afadin (gene cno). The transcript is spliced from 36 exons. Gene Ontology annotation, biological process: signal transduction; regulation of protein localization. The record is from RefSeq and is a predicted model, not a curated record. Gene Ontology annotation, cellular component: adherens junction. Gene Ontology annotation, molecular function: cell adhesion molecule binding. NCBI's taxonomy places the organism in Eukaryota, Metazoa, Arthropoda, Insecta, Lepidoptera, Pyralidae. Bases 436 to 6186 code for a protein of 1916 amino acids.